Hibiscus syriacus is the source of this 708-nucleotide messenger RNA. Its product is annotated as auxin-responsive protein IAA33-like. Gene Ontology annotation, biological process: regulation of DNA-templated transcription. NCBI's taxonomy places the organism in Eukaryota, Viridiplantae, Streptophyta, Magnoliopsida, Malvales, Malvaceae. Gene Ontology annotation, cellular component: nucleus. The transcript is spliced from 2 exons. The record is from RefSeq and is a predicted model, not a curated record. Gene Ontology annotation, molecular function: protein binding. The coding region runs from base 138 to 590 and encodes 150 amino acids.
AGCUGUACCUCCUUCCUCGGCAAGUACAACUCAUUCAUAAUUCUCCUCCCUUUAUUUAUCAACUACAAAGCCAGCCACCGCCACCGGUCCCAACCCAAACUACCAUUACUACUCCCUCUCCCUCAAACCACACAAACAUGAACACCUUUCAAUCUCAAACACAAGACGCCUCCACAUUCGUCUCUUCUUCUUCUUCACCCUUAAUCUUGUCGUCGAACCCUAGGCGUUUCCCUUGCCUCGAUGACGACGAUAUUGUUUCCACGGUCAUCCCUCUCGUAACCGUGGUGCUGGAAGGCCGCUCAAUCUGUCAGCGCAUCAGCCUCCAUAGCCAUGCAAGCUACCAGAGUCUCGCAAAGGCUCUCAGGCAGAUGUUUGUGGUGGACGAGAACGUCGACGGUGGGAUCGUCACCUCCGAGAAUGAUCUUGAUCUUUCUAAUGCAGUUCCCGGUCACCUCAUUGCCUAUGAAGACAUGGAAAACGAUCUUCUUCUUGCUGGAGACCUUAAUUGGAAGGAUUUUGUACGUGUGGCUAGGAGAAUUCGGAUACUGCCGGCCAAAGGGAAAACAAGGAAAGGAAGAGGAGGGACAUAGUUGGGAUUUAGCAUCUCUACAUUUAGGACGGUCACCAAAUUAUUCUCACGGUUUUAUUUUCGUCGUCUAAUUAUCUUUUUUAUAAUAUAUUUAACGUUAUAUUUUAGUUUUAUUUAAU